AUGCAGCUCAUCAAGUCCACCGUUGCCCUCGCCGCCCUGCUUUCUGGCGCUGAGGCUGUCAACCUCCUCUUGUAUCUUGGAAGCAGCGCGAAUAACUGCAACGGGAGCCUGUUUGUCUGCAGGAACAUCGGACCCAGCACGUGCUGCGAUGACCCAAACCAGCGCAGCCAUCGUUCCGCCGCCAUCGAGAACGUUCCGAACGACAGGAACACUGAGAUUCGCACCUAUGCAUCGGGCGGCUGCACGGGUCUCAAAGAGGUCAUUACUGCCCCGCGUGGCGCCUCGAGGUUCUGUCGUCCAUUCUCCAGUGUCCCCGUCACCGGCGCGGGAUGGAACUAUUUCGGUACCAAGCGCGAGCUCGUAGACGACGUCCCCUGCACCUCGAGCCAGCGGCCCGACGCUAUCCGCUUCGAGGACGGCUCCGAGAUCUCGAUUGGUGACCUGGACGAUGAGCAGUACCAGACAGUGGCCUCCCUUGCCAACAACGACGGAACCCAGUCCGAGAUCACCGAGCUCAUCACCUCC
Microdochium trichocladiopsis is the source of this 525-nucleotide messenger RNA. RefSeq lists its product as uncharacterized. The record is from RefSeq and is a predicted model, not a curated record. The annotation marks the transcript as partial. NCBI's taxonomy places the organism in Eukaryota, Fungi, Ascomycota, Sordariomycetes, Xylariales, Microdochiaceae. The transcript has 2 exons.